Messenger RNA from Glycine soja, 2074 nucleotides. RefSeq names its product receptor like protein 29-like. Bases 620 to 2041 code for a protein of 473 amino acids. Gene Ontology annotation, molecular function: protein binding. Lineage: Eukaryota; Viridiplantae; Streptophyta; Magnoliopsida; Fabales; Fabaceae. The transcript has a single exon. The record is from RefSeq and is a predicted model, not a curated record.
AGGGUAAAGGAUAGCAGUUAACUCGUCAAUGAAGUGUUUUAUUGACGUGGGUACUUCAGAAACUGAAAAAGGUUUGGCUUUGCAUAAGUUGAUGGAUUGAACAGAGAAAGAAUGUAGGUCCUUGCCUCAGUUUGAUCAUCCCUCCUUUUACUUUACUUUUGUUGCAUUGCAGGCUUACACAGUCAUGUCUUAUCAAUGCUAUGCAUUUAUCUGCAUAUACUGCAUUAACCAUUAAACUCUUGUGGAAAUGUGCAUUGCCUUUUAUAGUAACCCCUUUGUCUUUCCUCAUCUCACUCUCCUUUUUCCAUGCAAACUAACACUGUCAUACUCACAAUUGCAAAUUUGGGAACCCAAAUGAGACAGCAAGCCUUGUCUUUUUUUUUUCUUUGCAGCCUUCAGUGCUGACUCACACAAAAAAUAAAUGAGAUGCUUAGACUCACCUUUCCAUUCUUCUCCUUUGCCAUCAACACUAUUCAAGAAACCUUAUUAUAUAGAGAAAGUAGUGGAUCUUGGCCUUUUCAAUUCCCUCCAAACCACUAAAUUUUGCAACUCCAUUUCGUGAGUAAAAAUUUUCCAAGCUUGACCUUCUUCUAGUACUCACACAUUGUCUCAAAAACAUAUGGCUUCUCUCUCUUUUCAUCUUGUUGUGUUCCUUUUGUUUGCUUGUGAAAUGGUGGGAAUGAGAAGCAAUAUUGUACUUGGGGAAGAAAUGGUAAUGCAAGAGGAGGAGUUGUUGGGGUUGUUUGAAGUUAUGCAUACUCUUGUGGAUGACCCUGACUGGGCCCAAGCACACCCUCAACCAUGUACUGACACUCCAUGGCCUGGAAUUGAGUGUGAAGUUAGUAAUGAACCACAAAUUUUUCAUGUCACAAAGAUCCACAUUGGUCCUGAUAUACUCUCCCCACCUUGCAAGUCUUCUGCUUACCUAUCUCAGUCCUUGCUCAAACUCACUUACUUGAAAACACUUUCAAUUUUCAACUGUUUUGUUUCUUCACCAGUCAACCUACCCUCAACUCUCUUUGGUCCUUUCUCUACCUUGGAACACCUGGCUUUGCAGUCUAAUCCAACACUCUCUGGAGAAAUACCUCCAAGUUUGGGUGCUGUUGCUAGUCUUAGAGUCCUGAGCCUGUCCCAGAACAGCUUCCAGGGAAGCAUUCCUAGACAGAUUGGUGGUUUGGUUUCUUUGGAGCAACUUGAUCUGAGUUAUAAUAACUUCAGUGGUCAAAUCCCCAAGGAAAUUGGAGGUUUGAAAAGUAUUGCCAUUUUGGACCUAAGUUGGAAUGAAAUUGAAGGGAACCUUCCUAGCUCUCUUGGACAACAUCAACUUCUUCAGAAGAUGGAUUUGAGCUCAAACAUGCUUACUGGAAAAAUACCUCCUGAUUUAGGAAACCUCAAGAGGUUAGUCUUGCUUGAUCUGAGUCAUAAUUGUAUUGGUGGGCCUAUUCCUGAAGCCCUUUCAAAUUUAGAACUUUUAGAAUAUUUUCUCAUUGAUGACAACCCCAUCAAAUCAGAGAUACCCCACUUCAUAGGGAACCUUAGCAAGCUCAAGUCAGUGAGCUUCUCAGGGUGUGGAUUGAUUGGCUCCAUUCCCAAUUCUUUCUCCUCCUUGAAGAAUCUCACAGCUCUCUCCCUAGAUAACAAUAGCCUCAGUGGAUCAGUUCCUCCAAAGCUAGCUUUGCUCCCAAACUUAGAUCAAUUGAACAUCAGCCACAACAUGCUGAAUGGAGUUCUUCAGCUCCCUGAUGAGUUCAUUGGAAAACUUGGUAAAAGGUUGGAUGUAAGAGGAAAUACGGAACUUUGCAUCAGUAAUAAGCCAAAGAAGAAGAAUUUGUCUUCAUAUUUGGAAAUCUCCUCUUGUGUGAACAUGAAGCCAAGAAAUGGCAAAUCUUAUGCUAAAGGACCACCAGAAGAUCCAGCAGGAAUCAAGCCAUCUUUGUACCGAAGCAACAUAAGUAAUUCAAGUUCAUCAUCAUCAUGGCUAGAUCUACAAGUCAUAUUUUUUCCCUUGGUUUUAAAUUGUAUCUUUAAUUUGUUGUUGUGACACUACUGGGAAUGUAUUUUAUAAAAUUACUCA